Messenger RNA from Eucalyptus grandis, 1954 nucleotides. RefSeq names its product putative disease resistance protein At1g50180. Gene Ontology annotation, molecular function: ADP binding. The transcript is spliced from 4 exons. NCBI's taxonomy places the organism in Eukaryota, Viridiplantae, Streptophyta, Magnoliopsida, Myrtales, Myrtaceae. Bases 851 to 1561 code for a protein of 236 amino acids. The record is from RefSeq and is a predicted model, not a curated record.
UGCCAUACUUGUUCAUUUCAUUCUUCUUGAAUUCUGGAAAAAGAGAAACACAGAUGCUAAGUUUUGUACCCAGCAUUUACUAGCUAAUAAGAGAGUUGGAUUAUGUAGGAUUUCAUCACCAACCUCUAAUAAUUUUCUGUGAUGGGCUUAGGCUGAUCGUCGCUGUUUAUCCUUCUGCACUUUGGUCUUCUCAUCUUCUUAAAACGUAAGCGAAAUGGAUUAUACGAUAACAGGUAGAUAAUCGCAACAUUGCAAAUGUACGAGUAUUAGUUGUCAAAUUUCAAAUCAUUAGAGACAAUAACAUGAGGAAAAACAAAUAUGUAAGAACAGAACACUAGCGAUUGCAAUCAGAUACUUUGACGAACUUGUUUCUGUGAAGUGAAGUUGUUCGCUUAGGAACUUUCUUUGCUUGGCUGUGAAUAUAAGUAUCAUUCAGAGGCUUUUGCCCUCCUUCAGGCUCUCCAACAUCGACCAAAUAAGCAUUGAACGUCUCACUGGAACAAACAACUUCAUUCUUGAAAGUCCUGCAUUCCAACAGCUGCUUGCUGUCAUCAUACAGCAUUACCUGUCAAAAAUCCAACCAUCAAUCACGGCAUGGCCUAAUCCACUUAGAACAAGCUCAAUCACGGAGAGCAUGACGACCAAAACCACAGAACAGAACAAUCCGUGAGGACAGUCAAAAUCGAAAACCUAUGAAGCAUCGAGCUGUUGCUAUCAAGCAUUUCUUCUACCUGCGGAGAGAAUAUACACCUGCCUAUAUGUUCACAGCUUGUUAACGCAUCAGAAGUGAAUUCUCAAGUCAUUCUCUAUCAUAAUCUCCACUGAUCAUAGUCUGAGCAGUGCAAUACCAAUGGCCGAGUCUGUUGUUUCGUUCGUGGUGGAGAAAAUAGGAAACCUGCUCAUCAACGAGGUAAAAUUCUUGAGGGGAGUGGAGGGCAAGGUCAAGGACCUGCACAGCGCGCUGAGGCAGGUCCAGGCCUUGCUGAGGGAUGUGGAUGCAAGACGAGAGCGCAAGGAAGCUGUAGAAGAAUGUGUCGCACAACUCCGAGACUUUGCCUAUGAUGCUGAGGACGUCAUCGAGAGAUACUACCUCAAAGCGUAUGCUUGCUUCAUGGCGAAGUGCUCGUGCGUGCAGGUUCAUGAGGUGGGGACAGAGAUCGAGGGCUUAAAAUCCAGAAUUUCCGAUAUUGGUAAUAAGAUGCAGAAAUAUGGCAUACAACCUCUGCAUGAGGGCGAACGCAAACGCGCGAGAGCUUCGCUGCCGAAACGGACUUAUGCCCAUUUCCAGGAGGAGGAUUUUGUCGGGAGGGAAGAUGGUAUCGAGGUGUUGGUGAACGAGCUGUUGAAGGAUGGAGAACAACAGAGAGUUAUUUCCAUUUGUGGAAUGGGUGGUUUGGGUAAAACCACUCUUGCUAAGAAAGUCUUUGCUCAUGACAAAGUGAAGAAGCAUUUUGAUGGUUUUGCUUGGGCUUGCAUAUCUCAAAAGUACCGUGUGAGGGAUAUCUUGGAGGGAAUUCUUGCUAAGUUGAACCCUGAUCAAGAGAAGGGGUUACGAAGAUGAAAGAUGACGAAUUGUUUGAAACUUUAUACAUGACCCAAAAACAAAAGAGAUGUAUUGUGGUUCUUGACGAUAUUUGGACCGAACAGGCAUGGGUUGGUCUUAGAAACGCAUUCCCAACCAAGGACACGAGAAGCAAGCUAUUGAUAACAACUCGCAAUAGAGAAGUAGCUCAGCAUAUCUAUCCUCAUUGUUUUCUCAAUGAACCUCAGUGCUUAUCACAAGAGGAGAGCUGGGUUCUGCUAAAGAAGAAGGUAUUCCCUCGAACAAAAGGAUUAGUUGUUGAAAUUUCUUCUGAUGGAUCCAGAGUUGGUCAAGAUAUUGUUGCGGGCCAAGCUGUAGAAGAUAUUGCAAGACAGUCAGAGAUAGAGGGACAAAUACCAGUAAUCACUGAAG